Messenger RNA from Dentiscutata erythropus, 658 nucleotides. NCBI's taxonomy places the organism in Eukaryota, Fungi, Glomeromycota, Glomeromycetes, Diversisporales, Gigasporaceae. The record is from the annotation of a GenBank genome assembly.
AUGUUAUCUAAUACUCAUUGGGAUGAGACCAAUGUGCAAACAUUAGUUUGGGAAGAAGUAACUAUUCAAGAUCCAGUACAGGGUCAAGAAGGUAAUAAAAUGAGGUUGCCUUCACAACCAUCAACCACAAUUAUGAACUGUUUGUUUAAUGCUUGUCAGGAAAUCAAUCGUGUUGGCAGUCCAACAUUACACGAGAAUGUAAUAAAGGACCUUUAUACACAAAUAUUUAUCAAGUUUCUUGACUUAUACACGCAGUUUGUUUCGGAUACGGCUCAAUUCACAAAUGUUUCUGAAAAAAGUGCUAUACAAUUAUUAUAUGAUAUUAAAUUUUUGAAAAAAAUUUUUGAAAGUUGUUGGUCUUCAAACAUGGUUGACGUUGAAGAUGAUAUUCAAGCAUAUAAACAAAGAGAACAAAUGGCAAAUCAAAUUUUGGAGGCUAUUAGACUUAAAAUUGAUCCAAUAGAUUUUGAAAUAUUUAAGCCAUUUCUUGAUAAGAACGUCGAGAGACAUUAUACCCGGAGUUCAAUUAUGUUAGGGCUUUUAAUUCAAUUAAAUCCGAAGAUUACUGAUAUACGCCGUAAAGGAGUUGCAUUACAGGAUUAUCAUAACAUAUUAGCUGUCGCGCCACAGGCUGCUAGAUUUACUUUAUUACCAAUUA